UAAUUCCCAAAUUUUUUUCAUUUCCCGCUUCUCUUCUCCUUCCUCUUCUCUGGUUUCCCUAAAACCUACUCUCACCUCUGGUAUUUCAUUUCUGAUAUCACCUUCCCCUCUCUGAUUUCUCUUCUCUUCCCCUCUCCGGUUCUCUAGGCAGGAAAUCAAUACUAACAGCACACACCGCACUCCCCACCGCCGCGUCGCCGUUGCUGCUCCCCAUCCCCGCGUCGCCAUUGCUUCUCCCCACCGCCGCGUCGCUGUUGCUUCUCCCCACCAGCGUUGCCGUUACUUCUCUCCACCGCCGCGUCGCCACUGCUUUUCCCCCACCGCAGAAUACGUCCUCUUUCUUCCGCCGCCGCAACACAAAGGCGUCGCUCCUCCUUAUCUCAUAUAGUAUUGUUGAAGAAAUUUUCUGAAAUGCUCGACUUUCCGAGUUCAUCUUCUUUUGUUUGGUUGGAUGGUUCUGUUAAAUUUCUGGAGGCAAUGGGGAGUUUAUUUGCAUCAACUAGUUCUGUCGCAGCUAGAAAUACCUACACCAAACUGGUAGAGUUGCACAUGAAAGCUAUAGGAAAAUGUAUUUCUUUACAAGGAAAAGGAUCUAGGCUGGCUUCUCAUAUUGGAUCAAUUGCCAAGAUAUGUACUGAAGGACGAGAUUAUGAAACAACUGGCCGUGACCCUUUCUAUUGCUUAGACUAUCUCAAGACAAGGUUAAGGAUAUCUUUCAAAUCUCUCAUUGAGAAAUCAUCAGAACCACUACUAUCACCUGUUUUGCAAGCUCUUGAAAGAGCACUAGUCGGUCUACGAGAAGGCUUUCCAAUGAUCUAUGAGGUUACGAAAGAAGGUACUGCUGGAGGUACAGAUUCUGCGAUUGUUGCCGGCGCUGUUGAUUGCUUGGACUUGCUUCUUGAAUUCUAUAAAGAAGGAGAGAUUGGGCAGAUAUGGUGUCAAAAUCGUGCGUCGUCCGACUCGAAUGGCUGACAAACCUCCUCCUAUUUACAAAGAGGUAUUCAAUAGUCCGAGGGAGCGGCCUUUCACCCUUGAGGAGAUAGAUGAAGUUCGAGAAAUGUUGGCAAACUCCAUUACUAGUGAUUGUCUUUGAUAUUUUCUUGUACUGAAUCUUAAAUUAUGGAUGCUAGUUUUUCAUAUAAUUGUAAUGUAAACGACUUUUAUAUUUACAAUUAUAUACUAUUUAAUUUAAUUAUCUAUAUAAUUGGAUAGUUUUUAUAUGA
Molecule: messenger RNA, 1223 nt
Organism: Spinacia oleracea (spinach)
Lineage: Eukaryota; Viridiplantae; Streptophyta; Magnoliopsida; Caryophyllales; Amaranthaceae
Exons: 4
Coding region: 412-972 (186 amino acids)
Biological process (GO): ribosome biogenesis
Cellular component (GO): nucleolus
Source: RefSeq, a predicted model, not a curated record